Molecule: messenger RNA, 606 nt
Organism: Aspergillus oryzae RIB40
Lineage: Eukaryota; Fungi; Ascomycota; Eurotiomycetes; Eurotiales; Aspergillaceae
Product: 40S ribosomal protein eS7
Exons: 3
Coding region: 1-606 (201 amino acids)
Biological process (GO): translation; rRNA processing; ribosomal small subunit biogenesis
Cellular component (GO): ribosome; cytosolic small ribosomal subunit; 90S preribosome
Molecular function (GO): structural constituent of ribosome
Source: RefSeq, a predicted model, not a curated record
AUGGCUGCUAUCAACAAGAUCGCCCUCAACUCGCCCUCGAGGCAGAACCCCUCCGAGCUGGAGAACGCGAUCGCCGGCGCUCUCUUCGACUUGGAGAGCAACACACAGGACCUGAAGGCCACCCUUCGUCCUCUGCAGUUCGUCUCUGCCCGUGAGGUUGAGGUCGGCCACGGCAAGAAGGCUGUCAUCAUCUUCGUCCCUGUCCCUCUCCUCCAGGGCUUCCACAAGAUCCAGCAGCGCCUGACCCGUGAGCUCGAGAAGAAGUUCUCCGACCGCCACGUCCUCUUCGUUGCUCAGCGCCGCAUCCUGCCCAAGCCCAAGCGCUCUGUCAACUCCCGCACCAACCAGAAGCAGAAGCGUCCCCGUUCCCGCACUCUGACUGCUGUCCACGACGCCAUCCUCGGCGACCUGGUCUACCCCGUUGAGAUCGUCGGCAAGCGCAUCCGCACCAAGGAGGACGGCAGCAAGACCCUCAAGGUCAUCCUGGAUGAGAAGGAGCGUGGUGGUGUUGACCACCGUCUCGAUGCCUACGGCGAGGUCUACCGCCGUUUGACCGGCCGCAACGUCGUCUUCGAGUUCCCCCAGAGCAGCGCCUCUGACUUCUAG